Molecule: messenger RNA, 1991 nt
Organism: Juglans regia (Persian walnut)
Lineage: Eukaryota; Viridiplantae; Streptophyta; Magnoliopsida; Fagales; Juglandaceae
Product: calmodulin-interacting protein 111-like
Exons: 14
Coding region: 159-1922 (587 amino acids)
Biological process (GO): proteasome-mediated ubiquitin-dependent protein catabolic process
Cellular component (GO): proteasome regulatory particle, base subcomplex
Molecular function (GO): ATP hydrolysis activity; ATP binding; proteasome-activating activity
Source: RefSeq, a predicted model, not a curated record
CGACAAAUCACUAUUCUCUCGCGCUGACACCCUCAGGGACAAAUGUUGAGGCCGCAAUAUUGCCUUUCGAACCACGCUUCCCGCAUGCUCAAACAACCGAGAUAACUGAGAAAGAGGGAGGGUGGUAGAUCAAAAUUUCUCGGAACUCGCGGACAGCCAUGGCGUUUUUGGGGCGACUAGUGAGAGCAUCUCCUGCAUGGCGUACUCUUGCCUCGCCGAAAACCGUAACCCCUCUUCGCUCUCGCUCGCGUGUCCUUCCUCUCCGCCUUUACCACAUAACGAACCAUGUAGGAUCUACUGACCACCAGAGUCAAUCUAAUGCAUCUGAAGUUCUGCCAAAGAGAUCGGCACCUGAUGCUUGGGGACCGUAUUCUGUCUUUCCAUUUGUCUUGGCUGGUUCGUUUGGAGUUGGAGUGGUUGAAUCGGCUUAUGCAGAUGGUGAUGAGGCUGCUUUCAAACCUCCUUUGCCAUCAGAAUCGUCUCCAAGUUAUGAGGUCUUAGAGGAAACUGCCAAGAAAGAACGACAGCGGAUUGAAGAGUUGCUUAGAAGUAAAGGAAUGCAACGUGGUUCUUAUCCUCGCUUUACUGUGGCAGUUAACGGCCAAAAGGUCACCAUCAAAUUCCAAAUUCCUCCUGCUUGUGAAGUUUCACAGCUGAUUGCAAACCUUGUUUCACAUCUUGGACUGAAAGUUGAAGACUGUGGCAGCAGCUCAGAUAUGUUAUUGCGCGCUUGGGACAGUGCAGUUGCUUGGCAACUAACAUUAAAUCCUCUCGAGAAAAGGAAGGAAGUUGAAGGGGAUGUGGGGUAUUCAAAAGAUAUAAAUUCACAUAAUGCAGAUCUAUGCAUCCUCAUAUUCCGUUCACUCGUUAGCUCAGAAAAAGCUGGUGAAUUGCAGGAAAUUGAAUUCAUAAAGCAGGGGAGCUUGACUCCCAAAGAGCUUGAUGCUUUCGUGUCUGUUUUAGAAUUAGCAGGUCGAAAGUUGGCACAAAAGAAGACCUUAGAAAGAAGACCGGGGGAAGGUACCAAAUGGGUGCCAUCUGCGAAAAACUCAGUUGCUGAGCACAAGUCCUCGGGAGUGAGAAUUUAUGGACUCGAUGAACCCCACGGUUAUUCCCCAAACAAAGAGAUAUCAUGGGACAAUAUUGCUGGGUAUGAUCAGCAGAAACGAGAGAUAGAGGAUACGAUACUGUUGGCUCUGCAAAGUCCUAAAGUAUAUGAUGAUAUCGCUCGCGGGACUCAGCAUAAGUUUGAGUCAAACAAGCCUCGAGCUGUGCUCUUUGAAGGACCACCAGGUACAGGGAAGACAUCUUGUGCUCAUAUUAUUGCUAAUCAAGCGGGUGUCCCUUUGUUUUAUGUGCCACUGGAGUUUGUUUUGUCAAAGUACAAUGAUGAAAGUGGACGCUUGUUAGGAAGAGUGUUUUCACUUGCUAAUGCGUUCUCUAACGGUGCUAUAAUUUUUCUUGAUGAGAUUGAUUCUUUUGCUGUAGCUCGUGAUAGCGAACUGUAUGAAGCUACAUGCAGAAUCUUAUCAAUGUUAUUGCGGCAGAUUGAUGGAUUUGAACAGUCUAAGAAAGUAGUUGUAAUUGCAGCAACAAAUCGAAAGCAAGACCUCGGUCCUGCUUUAAUUAGUCGUUUUGGUUCAAUGAUUACUUUUGGCUUACCUGGUCACCAAAAUCGUCAGGAAAUAGCAGCGCAAUAUGCAAAGCACCUUACAAAACGUGAAUUAGAAGAAUUUGCGACAGUUACAGAAGCAAUGUCUGGAAGGGAUAUUAGAGAUGUAUGCCAACAAGCCGAGCGGUCGUGGGCAUCAAAGAUUAUUCGAGGAAAAGUACGUAAAGAUGGAGAAGGAGGAGGGUGUCUUCCACCUUUACAAGAAUAUAUUGCCAUGACUCGGCGGAAGUCUUCACUGGGUAUUUUAUAACGGACUAGAAGAUUCAAAACUCUCAAAAAGAGCCCCCAGUUGGAUUUUAUGGCGAUGAAAGUGGACUGA